ACUGGCCACUUUGAAACUUACUUGCAAUAGUUGACACAGCAGCAUAUCUGUGUUGAUCUGGUUAUUGAUUUUUUGCAACAUUUUUCAAAACAUUCUAACUUAUUAUCAUUUCCCGAAUUGUUUUCAGAAAGUCGCGUGCAGUGUUUAUUCUUGCAAUGGCGUAUGUUUACAUGAAGAGCAGUGCUCAAAAAGAGCCGCGCAAUCCGAAAUGUGCAAGAUGCAGAAACCACGGUUUUGUGGUACCACUGAAAGGGCAUUCGGGGAAAUGCCAAUUUUUUUCGUGCCAAUGCUGGAAAUGCUCUCUCAUAACAGAGAGGACAAAAAUAAUGGCCACUCAGCGUCGACUCAAGAAAAGCUAUCGAGAAGAGAUUGCGAAGAAUAGAGGUUCGGCGGUUUUAGCGCCUCAGGCUAAUGCUACCUCAGCCCAGGAGAGAGAAGCUAGUGUUGUCGAACACAUGCCGGACGCCUUCGGUUCUGGCCCGGGCAAGGAGGUUACUGUAUCAUUGGGCCCGGGCGAUGCUUGCAUGCCAGCAGGUGGAGCAGAAGCUGAUGGCAAAACUUACAUGGAAUUCGAAGUGGUCCCAGGUGCUGCUGCAGAAGACCACCUCAGCAUGCCAUCUACUGGUGAAACAGUCGUCGAGGAACCAGUGGAAAGACGAUCUGCUGGUCCUCCACAUUAUGGAAUACGAGAAGAGACCCCAAUGGAUAGAAGCUCUGGUGGUCAGAUGCAACCCGAGAUGAUGCACCAUGUGUACAGCAUGGGAGAGAGGAUGGGUUUCCCUCUUGUGUAUUCAUAUCCGGGCGGAUACGCCUGCCCUGCCAUUCUCGUCAACCUGCAGCCGCCACAGGUGCCAUUCAAAGACCCAUUCUUCCCUCAUCCUCAGCCUGGAGGCUUCGUCUAUACAGCAGAUCAUAUCUCUCCUCAGGGUGGUUGUAUGCCAUUAUUCCCUCCUUACGCCAUGCCGUGUCCAGGUUUCAGAGAGGAGGCUCCUCUGAGACGUCAUCUGUACCCCGCACAGCAACAACAGGGAAGAGAGUUUAGAAGGGCCGAGUUCGAUUCAGAUAAACUGCAAGGCAGCCAGGGCACUGACGUCUUACCGGUGGAUGGCUCUUCCCAGGAGACAGUAUGAUACCAGGACAUAGAUUCACCCAACACCAGAUCACUGACAUUUCUUUGAUUCUUGACAUCUCAUGAUGGCAUUUCACUUUAAUGAAUUAACAGCUCCAAGUGAAAAUAUUGUCACCUGCAAAUUAUGAAAUGAAAUUGGCUACAUAUUUGACCAGACAAUCAAUGGUCUGAGACAAACACUGAAUAAAGCAAAGAAACCAUUAAAAAUC
Engraulis encrasicolus (European anchovy) is the source of this 1338-nucleotide messenger RNA. Its product is annotated as doublesex- and mab-3-related transcription factor B1-like. Bases 156 to 1130 code for a protein of 324 amino acids. NCBI's taxonomy places the organism in Eukaryota, Metazoa, Chordata, Actinopteri, Clupeiformes, Engraulidae. The transcript has 4 exons. Gene Ontology annotation, biological process: regulation of transcription by RNA polymerase II; sex differentiation; germ cell development. The record is from RefSeq and is a predicted model, not a curated record. Gene Ontology annotation, cellular component: nucleus. Gene Ontology annotation, molecular function: DNA-binding transcription factor activity, RNA polymerase II-specific; RNA polymerase II cis-regulatory region sequence-specific DNA binding.